Messenger RNA from Leptosia nina, 1764 nucleotides. Lineage: Eukaryota; Metazoa; Arthropoda; Insecta; Lepidoptera; Pieridae. The record is from the annotation of a GenBank genome assembly.
AUGCCGCGACCAUUGACGUUAGAUGAGAUUGUCGAGGAGUUGGAGACAGGGGAGGACUCAGGCGAUAUUAUUUUAUUUCCUCCUGAUGACGGUGCAGUGACGGAAGAAGAGAGUGGAGAUGAAAACGAAGCUAACAUUAUUCAUCUUCCGAGUCGCAUGCUUCGAUCUCAAAUAGAAAUACAAGAAAGACGUUCCACCUCUAAUGAAAACCGUGACUUGGCAGACGAAGAAGAAGAAAUCGGCGUAACUUCGGUGCAGAAGAAAAAAAAGAAAAAAGACAAUACUAUAAAAAAAUGGUACAAUACUGUCUGCAAUAAUUUUACUUCUUGUGGUAAGGGAGACUGCGAUGAAGAAGUUUUUUCUGCAUCGCGGCAGGAAAUGUCUGUUGUCCAAUGUUUCGAAUUACUCUAUACAGAAGAUAUAGUAAAUUUCAUAAGAGAUAUGAGCAAUUUAUAUGCUUUGCAAAGAAAUCACACUCUAAAUGUUACUAGUGAUGAAAUUAGAGUGUACAUUGCAGUAUUGCUAAUUACAGGUUAUUUGACGCCGAAAUAUAUGAGAAUGUUUUGGGAAGUAAAAAAUGACACGCACAAUGAUCUCAUAUCAUCUAGCAUUAGGCGUAAUAGAUUUUUCGAAAUUCAGCAAUAUCUCCAUCUUUCUGACAGUACAUCUUUGCCACCCAAUGAUAAAUUUGCUAAAGUUCGAGAAUAUUUUAUAAAGCUGAAUAUAAAUUUCUGUUCAAAUUUCAAAAAAGCUGGUUCUUCACACAUUUCUAUAGACGAAACUAUAGUACCAUACUUCGGACGGCACGGUACUAAACAACAUAUCCACGGAAAACCAAUAAGGUUUGGGUACAAACUCUGGUCAGCAGCUACACGCCAUGGAUAUUUAGUCAAUUGUGAGCUUUACCAGGGCGCAUCUGGUCCUGGACUCAAAAUGCAGUCCGAGUUAGGCCUAGGAGCUGCUGUUAUUAUAGAGCUUCAUUCAAGAUUGCCUCAAGAGUUAGGGCCAUACAAUUUAUAUUUUGAUAAUUUUUUCACCGGUUUACCUUUGCUGAAAUACUUGCGAGAGCAGAAUGUUGGAGGUACAGGUACUGUUCGGGAAAAUCGUCUUGAGAAUUGCAAUUUGCCUAACUCAAAAGACAUGAAAAAAGAGCCAAGAGGCAAGCUAUGUCAUAAAGCUUCUAAGGAGAUUAUCACAGCUAAGUGGCAUGACAAUAGUAUCGUCACUAUUGCAUCUAACUGCCAUGCGUUGAAUCCAAUAACAAAAGUGGAUCGAAUUGGAUUCGUAGACAAAAAACGGGCAAAAAUUCAAGUAGAUUGCCCCGCCGUUAUCAAAAUGUACAAUAAGUACAUGGGCGGCGUAGAUCGUUUUGACGAAAACGUUGACUCCAUGAGGGUAGGUCUUCGCGGCAAAAAGUGGUGGUACCCUCUAUUUGCUUUUGGCUUAGAUGCAGCUUGCCAAAAUGCAUGGCUAAUAAAAAGGCAGUCUGAAAACAACUGGACCUACUGCGAUUUCCGGCGAAAUGUUGCCAUGAUCUACCUGCAAAAAUAUGGCAAACCAUUGACACGCAAAUCAGAUUGUGGUUUACCUCUGCAGAUAAGAGUGCCUGCCGAGGUGAGGAGUUCAGGAAGUGCUGACGAUCACUCGCAAAUGGACUGCUCUCAGCGAAGAUGUGGAUAUUGUCACCAACGCACAAGAAAAAUGUGUGGAAAAUGCAAUGUUGGUUUGCAUCUAAAGUGCUGGUACAAAUUUCAUAAUAAAUAA